This is a messenger RNA of Brassica rapa (field mustard), 2575 nucleotides long. RefSeq lists its product as uncharacterized. Lineage: Eukaryota; Viridiplantae; Streptophyta; Magnoliopsida; Brassicales; Brassicaceae. The record is from RefSeq and is a predicted model, not a curated record.
UAGUAAGGUUUGUUUCCUUAGUUCUCUGUUUACUUGAAAUGUUCUUACUUGCUUGGUAAAGAAUAGAACUUUUGAACUGACAUUUGAUUUUUUUCCUCAGACUGUCCCUGUUCCUCUCCAGCUUGCUCAGACUGUCCCUGUUCCUCUCCAGCUCUCUCUCUUGUAAGCAUUGUACAUCUUCUUGUCUUUGUUUGUCUUUUAUGGGUUUGUAUAAUAUCUCUGAUGGGUUUGUGUUAAAGAAUAGACACAGCGGUUUUGGUUAUUGACUCUACUCGGUUUCUCUCUUCUUUUUUGCAGGCUCUGUCAUCUCAAGCUCACUCUCUACCGCUGUUCCUCACUUUUUAAGAUGGCAAAAGAGACUUGGACUCCUGAAGAAGUUAGGUAUUUUUUCGAACUCUAUGCGGAAGAGAGAAGAAAAGGAAAUAGAACGACAUCAAUGAAUAAAGUAGGGAAACAGAACAUCAUAGACGCGUUCGAAAAGAGGUUUAAGAAAGGAUUUCUUGAGUGGCCUUUGUUGAAGAACAAGUACGACACAAGUAGAAAGAAGUACGUCAAAUUUAGGAAGUUGAUUAAGAAUAAGACAGGUCUUGGGUUUGACAGCAUGGGAAGGGUUGAUAUGUCAGAUGAUUGGUGGAGUGAGCGUGAAAAGGAGUGUCCUGGGAUUAGAAGAUCUGUAUGGAAAGAAGAAUUUAAUAUGGAUAUGUUUGAAGAAGAAUUUGGUGCUGUAGUAGUAACUGGAGCAGAAGGAUGGAGUGCUCAACAUGGAGAAGCAAGCUUGAACUCUGGAGUGGGUGUAGAUGAUGGUGAUGAAGUCGAUUCUCAGCCAGCAGCAGAAACUCAAGCAGCAGCAGAGACAGAAACUCAGCCGCAGCUCCAAACACAAACCCAGCGCCAAACUCAGACUCAUUCUGGAAGUUCGAGAGGAAAAAGAAGGCGUAAGGAGAAGGAUAUGGUUGUAGAAGCUUGUGACAAACGUACUGAAGCGCUUAUGGUGAAGAACAAGAUAGCAGAACGGAUGUUGGAGCGUCAAGAAGCUUCAAUGGAGCGUCAAGAAGCUUCUAGUGUUGAGAAUGUGUUAGAGAUUCUGUACACAUUGCCUGGAGUGAGAGAGUGGUCUCCAUUAUAUGAAGCAGCAAUGGAACAUCUUAUAGACAGUGAAGGGAGCAGAAGGGCUUUUAUAACAAUGAAGACAGAUGAAGCUAAGACUAAGUUUCUAGAGCUUAGGACCAAGAUAAAACGUGACUAUGAAGCUUAGGACUAUUAUGGAACUUAGGACUAGUAUGGAACUUUUGCUUUUGGUCUGAUCUUUGUAUGAAACUGCCUUUUGUAUAUGCUGGUUUAGUAGACUUGGUUUUGAAUCUGGUAACAAAAUGUUUACUUCUCUUAUGUCUGUGAAAUAAACUCAUUACGUUUGGUCUAAUGUGUGAUUGGUCUAAUGUGUGCUUGGUCUUAUAAACUCAUCUGCUCUAAUUACGUUUAUAAACUCAGCGCCAAAGUCUAGGUCUAAUAAUUAUAUAUAUGCCGUGUGUAGUUUUACAGGUUUGUGUGAUUGGUCUAUAAUAAUUAUAUAUAUGCCGUGUGUAGUUUACAAAAUGUUGUUAAAUCUACAAUUUUACAAUUUUACAAAUUCAUAAAAUUAAAAUAUGAAAUUUUACAAUUAAAAUAUGAAAUUUUACAAUUAAAAUAUGAAAUUUUACAAUAUUUUACAAUUUUAUAAUAUUUUAUUUAUUUAAAAUAUAAUUUUUAAAAUUCAUAAAAUUAAAAUAUGAAAUAAAUGAAAAUUGCGUCUGCGGCAACCAAACGAACAGAAUUAAAUCUACUUUCUGCGUCUGCGGCUGCGGCUGCGGCAAUGUCCUGCGUUUACGAAACGAACAACAAGCUGCGGCUGCGGCUGCGGCUGCGGCUGAGUCUGCGGCUACAAAACGAACAACAACCAAACGAAUGGCCGCAGCCGCAGCCGCAGACUCAGCCGCAGCCGCAGCCGCAAAAACCCGCGUCAGUGAAACGAACAGCACUAAUGUAUAAACACUAUUUGAAUGGUUUAGUUUGUAACUCUGCCUUGUUUCAUUGUAAAAUACAAAUAUAGUUUCUCAGUACCUUGCCACUACUUCAAUGCCUAACGAGGUUCAGGUGGCUUUAACAAGAUUAUUAUCUUAGGAAGAUAAAACGUUUUCCGCAAAUUUUAUACAAAGUUUCCGAUCUUAUUUUCAGCCAUUGUCUCAUUAGAUACAACAAGACCAACUUUAACAUGUUCCUUGCUAGAUUUAACUUGGUCAUUCGUCCUAGAGUUACCGUUGGGAUUGGAUCAUCUGUUGGAAUCAUCUCGGACUGGUUAAUCUGCUUCACUAGGAGGAAGUUUGAAAUUAGCUCCAAUAUUUUGAACUCUUACCACUCUCAACAGCUUCUUCUGCAAGUAGUGAACUAUUGAAAUUAACUCCGAAACAGCUUUGAUAAGGUAUGAAUGAAUACAUGAUGUAUGUGGUAUCCGUGUGAUAUGAUAUUUAACUUUGAGCUUGUAACAAAAAUACAGGAACGUGGUUAGAAACUAUUAUGAGACAGAAAAAAAAAAAAAAAA